AUGUCACCGCCACGAGAGCGAUCCCGCUCCCGGCAGAGCCCGGCGCUCACGAGCUGCGACACGUCCCGGCAGCGGCACCCGCCGCGUCCCCGCGUGGGAGCGCGUCCGAGCGCGGCGGCAGCUCCGCUCCGCUCCCUCGCAGACCCCCGCGCUUCCCUCCGCCCCCGCCGCUCCCUUCCCGGGGGUCCCGCAGCUCCGCGCCCCCGGGGCUCCCGCCGCUCUCCCCCCCGGCCCCGCGGACACGUGCGGGAGCGCCCACGCCGCUCCGGUGCCGGGCAGCGGGACCGCGCGGGGCGGGAGCGCCAGGCCGGGUCCCCCGCGCCCCGGUGGCACCUGCCGGCGGUGGCCGCGGGCAGCCCCGAGCCGCGGCCGCGGCCCCGCCGCCAUUGGCUCAUUCAAAGGCGGCCGCGGCGCCGUCCGCCCGCCCGCCCGUCCCGCCCGUCCCGCGCCGUGCCCGUGGCGGGGCCGGCGCCGCCCUUACCGCGGUGCCCCCGGCGCGCUCAGCGGGCGCUCGGGGCGCGGGGCCGGGGGGCUGCGGGGCGCGGCGGGGGCCGGGCGCGGGGCGCCAUCUUCCCGCGCUUCCCCCGCGCUCCCGCCGGCAUUGACGUCCCGGUUAUGCAAUUAGCGGGGCCGCCCCCGCCGCCUCCCACGGGUCCGGUCCCACCGCAGCGCAGCGCAUCCCCGCGGCACCCACCGGCACCGCACGGGCCGGACCGGCACGGCACCCGGCGGCACCCACCGACCGGCACGGCACGGACCGAACCAGACCGGAGUGGCACCGACCCACUGGCGUGA
This is a messenger RNA of Serinus canaria (Common canary), 795 nucleotides long. RefSeq names its product proline-rich protein 2-like. The record is from RefSeq and is a predicted model, not a curated record. The transcript has 2 exons. Bases 1 to 795 code for a protein of 264 amino acids. NCBI's taxonomy places the organism in Eukaryota, Metazoa, Chordata, Aves, Passeriformes, Fringillidae.